This is a messenger RNA of Drosophila busckii, 588 nucleotides long. Bases 229 to 555 code for a protein of 108 amino acids. NCBI's taxonomy places the organism in Eukaryota, Metazoa, Arthropoda, Insecta, Diptera, Drosophilidae. The record is from RefSeq and is a predicted model, not a curated record. The transcript is spliced from 2 exons.
AGGCGUUAUCACUAAAGGUGAAACUAACAAAUUAAAUUUGUUUUUGUUCAUCGACAAAAAAACGCGCUUAUCAGCAUUGCACAGUGCGGCAAACAUGGCAAACUACAAUGUAUGCUGUGUCUAGAAUAUUUAAUAACAAAACUGAAAUAUAUAUAUAGAUGUUCCGUAUAUAUUGUUAUAACUUAAGCCAAUUGAAAUUAGUUUAAUUUGUGUAAGCAAAGAGCAAACAUGAACAAAUUUCUGUGCGUAACUUUGUUGGCAUCGCUAGCGCUGCUGCUAUUGUCUGGAGCUGAAGCGGCUGUAUCGCAAGGAUUCUUUAAGAAUGAUGCGCAUCCUGGCAAGUGCUAUGUGAAGCCAAAUUUAAUACUCAGUGCAGGACAAUCGGCUCCAUAUCCGGAUAUGGAAUGUGCAAGUAUCAACUGCGGCUCCAAUAGUUUAGCAUCGAUACAUACUUGCGGUGUCUAUGGUCCACCACCUGGCUGCAAGCUGGGACCGCCCAAGCAUCCCAAGGCCAACUAUCCCGACUGCUGUGAACCAACAUUUAUAUGCAAAUAGAUAUAAACUGAAAAUAAACUAAAGACAAAUCUA